ACCUAGGUGAAUCCAUAUAUUUAAGUUCAGAGCAUUCAGAGUUUGUUUAAAGCAUUUCGGCACCUUGUUUCGGCACCGACCAGCCUUAAAUAACAAUAAACAACGACCGCAUCGCGAAUUUUUCACUUUAUGGGCAAACGAAAUCUCCUUACAGUCUCAAUUGAAAAUGACGUCUUCAAUAAGUGCGAUGGACAGUUUGGGAGCUGCAGUGAAUUCAAAUAUAAUUCCAAAUCAAGAAUAUCUUUUGCAAGGCUCUGUGUUGGACAGUGCAGUAGAAAUAUUGUUGCACCGAUUACGAGGAUUGUGUGAUAACGUCGAUAGCGGACCUGAGACUUUUCACGACCAUGAGAUGUGCUUUAGCAUAAGAAGAGCUCCGCCACCUGAACAACCAUUAUUGUUGCGAGUGAGACGAGCUCUCGAUUGCCAGGACAUGCCUUGGCAAUUGCGCUACAUAGGACAACCAGAGUUGGGUGACAAAACACGGCCAACCAUCGUUCGAACGAGUAUAGACAUCGCAACCAGCAAUACUGUUGUUGAAUUUCUUACAGAGUUGGGCUGUAGACUUGACUUUGAGUACAUUGUUAGAGGUUACAUGUUUCGUAAAGGAAGAAUGAAAGUUACUGUUUCAAAAAUCUUCAAAAUGAUUCCAGGCAAAUUGCCUGAGAGCGUAGAAGCUAUUUCACAAAGUUAUUUGGUUGAACUGAGCGUUCUAGCUCCUAGCGGCCAAGAUGCUAUUGCCGAAGAUAUGAGAAUAUUCGCUGAACAACUCAGACCUCUUGUACAGCUUGAUAAAAUUGACUAUAAGAGACUGGCUCAUUAAAUUUAAUUAGUGUAAAAAUAAAAAUAAAAUCCAGUAUAUUUAUGUGUGAAUGUAUAAAAUUCUUUUUUGUUUUAUAAAACGGGAAUGAAGAAUAACAAUAAAACUAAUUCUUUUCUA
This is a messenger RNA of Venturia canescens, 937 nucleotides long. RefSeq names its product mediator complex subunit 18 (gene MED18). Gene Ontology annotation, biological process: regulation of transcription by RNA polymerase II; termination of RNA polymerase II transcription. The record is from RefSeq and is a predicted model, not a curated record. Lineage: Eukaryota; Metazoa; Arthropoda; Insecta; Hymenoptera; Ichneumonidae. Bases 167 to 820 code for a protein of 217 amino acids. Gene Ontology annotation, molecular function: transcription coregulator activity. The transcript has 2 exons. Gene Ontology annotation, cellular component: mediator complex; core mediator complex.